Molecule: messenger RNA, 3394 nt
Organism: Panonychus citri (citrus red mite)
Lineage: Eukaryota; Metazoa; Arthropoda; Arachnida; Trombidiformes; Tetranychidae
Product: synaptogenesis protein syg-2-like
Exons: 12
Coding region: 114-2765 (883 amino acids)
Molecular function (GO): protein binding
Source: RefSeq, a predicted model, not a curated record
GAUUACUUAUCUAAGGAUUAAAAAUUUAGGAUUAAGUGAUGAAGCAAAUUACAAAUGUGAAGUAACUUCAUCAUUCAACAUCAACAAUUAACCAUCAUCACAAUAAUAAUAACAUGAUCAACAACAAUCAUGAUAAUAUUAAUGGUAAAUUGUUAUCGUCAUCAUCAAUGCCAUCAACUGAUUGUCCAACUACAACAUACUCCAAAUUAUUUACAUUAGAUUUGGAGGGUUAUAUCGUUCUACUCGGGGGCAGGGCGAUUCUCCCAUGUAAUAUAAGUAAGCCGAAUAGUGAUAGCUCCCUGGUCGCGGUACUCUGGUAUCAUGGCGAUAAUAAGAAUCCAAUUUACACGUUAGAUGCUCGUUCAGGUAAACCAGAGACGAUGAAACAUUUUUCCAGUGAAAACCUUAGAAAUCGAGCAUUUUUCAACCUUACCCAUCCUCUUUCAUACCUUCGCCUUGAACCGGUAACCGAGGUCGAUACUGGUGAGUAUCGAUGUCGAGUUGACUUCAAACGAGGUCGAACCAUAAAUCAAAAUGUUUAUCUAAAUGUUAUCGUGCCUAUAUCAAGAGUAACCAUUCAUGAUGAUGAACGAAACAUUAUCAAGGAUGUUGCUGGUCCAUUUAAUGAAGAUUCUUGGGUUAAUUUAACCUGUUCAUCUGAUAGAGGUAAUCCACCCCCAAGACUUACCUGGUGGAAAGGAAGUGACCUUAUUGAUGAUAGUUAUCAUCAAAGUGAUAAUGGAAUUAGUAUUAAUACAAUCACAUUUCAAGUACAACGGAACAAUUUAAUGUCUAUUCUUACCUGUCGAGCCUUAAAUAACAAUUUAACCACACCUUUAAUUCAAAACGUUGCCAUUGAUAUGAACCUUAAGCCUGUUGAAGUAAAGUUAAUUAACCCGCCGACAAUUAUGUUAACCGGAACACAAUAUGAACUAAUAUGCCAAUCAAUUGGUUCCCGUCCACCGGCUAAACUUAAUUGGUACAAAGAGGGUGUACAAUUAACCGGCUUAGGUGAAUCAACAUCAGAUGAUGGCUCAGUUACAACUGCCUAUCUCACCUUAGUGCCUUCAGUUGAUGAUAAUGGUAAAAGAUUAACCUGUUCAGCAAUUAAUCAACAAUUUACAGAUUAUCUUAUUGAAGAUUUACUAAUAAUCAAAGUUCACUUUGUGCCAAUUGCGUCUCUUGCCCUGGGUUCAAGCAUCCAGAAUAAGGAUAUCAUGGAGGGAAGUGAUGUUUACAUCGAAUGCAAUAUUCAGUCUAAUCCAGCGAUUACUGAAAUUGGUUGGUUUUAUAAUGGUAAAAAGCUGGAAAGUGAUAAUAAACAACGAAUCUCUGUCAAUAAUAGUUCACUUUUAAUACGAAAUGUUGGUAAAAUUCAUUCCGGCAAAUAUCAAUGCUGGGCUGUUAAUACCAUAGGUAAAGGGUCAAGUGAUAUUGUCCAUUUAGAUGUUAAAUAUACACCGAUAUGUAGAUCAGGUCAAAGGGUUCACUACGGUGUGGCCAAGCAUGAGGUCGCAGUGAUUGUAUGUGAGGUUGAUGCUAAUCCACAGAAAGAUGUUACCUUUCAAUGGACCUUUAAUUCAACCCUUUCAGGGGAUGAAAAUGUGAAUAAAAGUUCCAAUAGUAUUGGUGAACCGGAACAGAUUAAAUUCACCGUUGAUGGAUUGAAAAGUGUUGCCACCUACAUCCCAAAGAGACCACUGGACUACGGGGUCCUUUAUUGUAUCGCCUCGAAUCGAGUGGGUAAACAAACGGAACCUUGUCUUUACUUUGUCAUCCCGGCGGGUCCACCCGAUGCACCAGAAAAUUGUACACUGACCAAUAUAACUGCCCAUACACUGACCAUUGAAUGUAAUCCAGGUUAUUCUGGUGGACUUGAGCAAACCUUUCACCUUGAGGUUUACAUUAACGCCUCAGGGAAAAAACGCCUUAUCAACAAUUUAACCUCCUCUGAGUAUCCAUUUUUUAUAGCCAAUGCUUUGCCCGCGGGCAAUUUAUUUCACUUGGUCACUUAUGCUUCCAAUGGUCGUGGACAAAGUCCAAUUGUAACAAUUAACGGUAACACUUUGGUCGCUGAGAGAUGGCAAACAGAUUAUUUUGAAGAAACUGUUGUCUCAACUUCAGUGUUACUUUUAAUGGGAACCAUUGUUACCUUAAUUAUUGUCGCAAUUAUCAUCAUCUUGGUGAUGAAGAUACGUAGUGAUGAUGAUUCCCGAAAAGAUAAAUUAAAUUUUAUCAAUCUUUCCAGAAUUUCAGGAAACAACAAUAAAUGCGAGUUAACAACUAAUUGUCUUGUUGGAAGCGUUUCAAUUCAAGGUAAUUGCGGAGAGUCACUAAUCACCACAGCCAAUACUAAUCAUCUAAUUGAUCAACAUGGUGAUGAGUCGAAUGGUAAACAAUUAACUGAACAAUUGGAGUGUAUUGAUGAGAUUUGGGGACCUGAUUUGAUUCCAUCACAAUUAACUUUAGAUUCGUCCGGUUUCAUGACAAUUCCCGUUCUAACGGGAACAAUUGAAGCCGAAAUCUAUGAAUUCAAUUCAAUGGCUCCAAAUGAUUCUGGUUUAAUUAAUCAACAUCAUUAUCAUCAUCAUCACAAUACCCUCACACCCUCACCAGUUUCCCACCUUCAUCAUCAUCAUCACCAUCAACCUAAUCAACAACAACAACAAUUACAAUCAACCUGUGAAUCCAAUCAGGGUAACACCACAAUCGAGGCUUCAAAUUUUUAUGGUAAUCACUGCCAUCUAACAACAACAGGGUUUUAAUUAAUUAACCAUCAGUUUCCUCUCACUUAAUUAACCUGACAAUUAGUUGAACAAUUGAUGAAAAAAUUGAUUCUCAACAGGAAAAAAAAAAUUCAACUCCAAUCACUUUUUGUUAAUUGUAACCGAGAGGAAAAAUUUUCUAUUAGCUUUUUAAUUGUGUUGGAUUAGAAGUGAAAUUUAUUUAAUCCAUUGAAACUUUGCCCAAACUUUUUUUUCACUUUGUCAAUUUAAUUAAUCACAAGCAAACAAUUAACCUUAAUUGUUACUCUAUUAACUGUUAUUGUAAUUUAAACCAAAACAAAAGCUCAAUUUAGUUUAUAUGACAAGAAAUUAAUUUUAUACAUUGUAUUCAAUUUUAAUUGUAACGAUUGAAAAUCUUACACACAAAAUUUAUAUUGAUAUUAAUUGUUGAACAAAUUGUAAUUAAUUGUAAAUCUAUUGAUUGUUUUUAAUAAUUUAAAUUCUGUAAAUUUGAUUGAUUUGAUACUUCAAUUGAAUAUAUAAAAUAUAUAUGAUUGUUUAAUUAUGCAAAUUUAGGUUUUAAUUGUGAAAACUUAAAUUGUUACCAUGAAAUAUUAAUAAUUUUGCCAAAUGAACAACAAUUAAAUGAAAUUUGAUUGAUCAACUGC